UCUCCGAUCACAAGACUCGUCUGGGAGGUGAGCCAGGACAAUGCUCAGCAGCUGUCAUGUGACCCGGAAGUAAGUCAUGUGAUCUGUUCAGGUUACAAUGAGGAAACAAAGCUCACAGAAGUCUAUGGUCUGGAUACUAACAAAGACUCCGUAAAUACAGAAACACCAGAGAAAAAGCCAUGGAGUUCUGGAUCACUGAUACCAAUCAUACUGUCCACAGUAACAGUUCCAAUCUGGCAAUUGGCUUUGCAUCUUCUGCCAUAUCCGUUAUUUUGUUUGGAUCAAAUUUUGUGCCAGUGAAGAAGUUUGACACUGGAGAUGGUAUGUUCUUCCAGUGGAUUCUCUGUGCUUCCAUAUGGAUAGUUGCUUUAGUGGUGAACCUGAUCUUGCGCUGUCCAAAAUUCUGGCCUCUUGCUAUGGUUGGAGGCUGUGUAUGGGCAACAGGUAAUAUUACAGUUGUUCCAAUUGUGAAAACCGUAGGACUUGGGUUAGGCCUUCUCUUAUGGGCUUCUACCAACCUUCUCACUGGCUGGGCAAGUUCAAGAUUUGGCAUGUUUGGAAUAGAUCCAGAAGUAGUUAACAGGCCGUAUUUAAACUAUGCAGGAGCCGGGCUUUCUGCACUAAGUGCAGUUAUCUUCCUGUUUGUGAAAACUGACAUUAAACCGGUUACAUCUGAACCAGAAACCACUCCACUUCUAAUAAAUAGUAUCAAUUCAAAGGGAGACACGCCAUCAGAUGAAUCGUGGAUAGACAAAUUAUCACCUUUACAAAGACGAAUAAUAGGCUCAGCGAUGGCAAUUUGUGCAGGGGUCCUUUAUGGCUCCUGUUUUAUUCCUGUCCUGUAUAUCAAAGACCACAGCAAGCACAAUGAAAGCAUAUAUGCUGGAGCAAGCCAAUUUGAUUUAGACUAUGUGUUUGCACACUUCAGUGGAAUUUUUGUCACCAGCUCUGUUUAUUUUCUUAUCUACUGUGCGGUUAUGAAAAAUCGUCCUAAAGUUUAUCCACAAGCAAUAUUGCCUGGUUUUAUUUCUGGCAUCCUUUGGGCAAUCGCAAACUGCUGCUGGUUCCUGGCUAAUAACUACCUCAGUGCAGUGGUCAGCUUCCCAAUAAUCACAGCGGGCCCUGGACUGGUUGCUGCCUUGUGGGGGGUGCUUGUAUUUAAAGAAAUAAAGGGAAGGAGAAAUUACUUGCUGCUAGUACUCGCAUUUUGUAUUGUCUUAUCUGGUUCCCUUCUGACAGCUUUUUCGAAGACAUGAGACACUUUCCAGAAUAACCACCAGGUGGAGCCGCUGAUUUUUAUUUUACAUAAUAAUUUUGUUCUGGUGAAAAUGAGGGAAUCGGGGACACAAACGUUCUUUUUCUCUGAAGAAAUUCAUAGCAAUUUUAAUUUAUAUUUUAUGCUAUGCUCUGAAAGAUUGAAGACAGUACAAGAGAACAAUCUAGGAGUUUGAAGUUUUUAUAUAUAGUUUUUUUUAUGAAUAUAAAUAUAAAUAAAAAUAUAUGCAUAAAAUA
Rana temporaria (common frog) is the source of this 1512-nucleotide messenger RNA. RefSeq names its product transmembrane protein 144 (gene TMEM144). The record is from RefSeq and is a predicted model, not a curated record. The transcript is spliced from 12 exons. The coding region runs from base 180 to 1256 and encodes 358 amino acids. Gene Ontology annotation, cellular component: membrane. Gene Ontology annotation, molecular function: carbohydrate transmembrane transporter activity. Gene Ontology annotation, biological process: carbohydrate transmembrane transport. Lineage: Eukaryota; Metazoa; Chordata; Amphibia; Anura; Ranidae.